Molecule: messenger RNA, 2364 nt
Organism: Acanthosepion pharaonis
Lineage: Eukaryota; Metazoa; Mollusca; Cephalopoda; Sepiida; Sepiidae
Source: the annotation of a GenBank genome assembly
AUGCCUGCAGAGAGCCGUUUUAUUAUCUGUGCAUAUCUAUCUGCCAUAAUAUCCAUCUCGUUCUGCAUUUAUCUCUCUCUCUCUCUCUCUCUCUCUCUAUCUAUCUAUCUAUCUAUCUAUCUAUCUAUCUAUCUAUCUAUCUAUCUCAGCCUGAUAAUAUCUAUCUAUCUAUCUAUCUAUCUAUCUAUCUAUCUAUCUCAGCAUGUUCAUAUCUAUCUAUCUGAGCCUGUUCAUAUCUAUCUAUCUAUCUAUCUAUCUAUCUAUCUAUCUAUCUAUCUAUCUAUCUAUCUAUCUAUCCUGAUUAUCGCUUCUUUCUUUCUUUCUUUCUUUCUUUUUUCUUUCUCUGAUAGAUCUCAUGUUCAUAUCUAUCUAUCUGAGCCUGUUCAUAUCUAUCUAUCUAUCUAUCUAUCUAUCUAUCUAUCUAUCUAUCUAUCUAUCUAUCUAUCUAUCUAUCUAUGCCAUUCUGUUCGGUAUCGAUCACAUUCCGUAAUCUAUCUAUCUAUCUAUCUAUCUAUCUAUCUAUCUAUCUAUCUAUCUAUCUAUCUAUCUAUCUUAGUCAUUAUAAUAUCUAUCUAUCUAUCUAUCUAUCUAUCUAUCUAUCUAUCUAUCUAUCUAUCGUUUUGUUUGCUGGUCGGGAAAUCCGUUGGAAAGCUGCUUUGUCUGAAUCUAUCUAUCUAUCUAUCUAUCUAUCUAUCUAUCUAUCUAUCUAUCUAUAUAUAUAUAUAUAAUAUAGUUUAUCUAUCUAUCUAUCUAUCUAUCUAUCUAUCUAUCUAUCUAUAUAUAUAUAUAUACAAGUAUAGGAUUGUUGAAGCCAUGUUGCUGUGGACGAUAGAACGCCGCCCGUUCGCCAACGACAGUUUCGUGAAGAAUAACGAUUUUGCCACAGCAGUUCAGCGUGAUAUUCGUCGCCAAUUCAACAUUCGCUGGAAUCAAACUGUUACCACUCGUUGGGUCCAUGCACUUCGUACGCGAGGUACCCAAAUGAAAAGCCCGAGCAAUGGGGACCACACGAACGCGAAAUAUACAAAGGGAGACAACUGCUACACGACUCAAAGGACUCCUGUUGUGUUUAAUUAUGAGGUGGGAUAUGGACACAGUUUGAAAUCUAUCUAUCUAUCUAUCUAUCUAUCUAUCUAUCUAUCUAUCUAUCUAUCUAUCUAUCUAUCACGGUCUCUUCCUUUUCCAAAUAUGAUUUUGUUCAUAUCUAUCUAUCUAUCUAUCUAUCUAUCUAUCUAUCUAUCUAUCUAUCUAUCUAUCACGGUCUCUUCCUUUUCCAAAUAUGAUUUUGUUCAUAUCUAUCUAUCUAUCUAUCUAUCUAUCUAUCUAUCUAUCUAUCUAUCACGGUCUCUUCCUUAUCCAAGUAUGAUUUGUUCAUAUCUAUCUAUCUAUCUAUCUAUCUAUCUAUCUAUCUAUCUAUCACGGUGUCUUGCUUAUCUAAAUAUUAUAGAUUUGUUCAUCUCACUCUCUCUCUCUCUAUCUCUCUAUCUAUCUAUCUAUCUAUCUAUCUAUCUAUCUAUCACGGUCUCUUCCUUAUCCAAAUAUGAUUUUGUUCAUAUCUAUCUAUCUAUCUAUCUAUCCUAUCUAUCUAUCUAUCUAUCUAUCUAUCUCCCUUAUCUAAAUAUUAUAGAAUUGUUCAUCUCUCUCUCUCUCUCUCUCUCUCUCUCUCUAUCUAUCUAUCUAUCUAUCUAUCUAUCUAUCUAUCUAUCUAUCUAUCUACCUAUCACGGUCUCUUCCUUAUCGAAAUAUGAUUUUGUUCAUAUCUAUCUAUCUCUCUAUCUAUCUAUCACGGUCUCUUCCUUAUCGAAAUAUGAUUUUGUUCAUAUCUAUCUAUCUAUCUAUCUAUCUAUCUAUCUAUCUAUCUAUCUAUCUAUCACGGCGUCUUGCUUAUCUAAAUAUUAUAGAUUUGUUCAUCUCCCUCUCUCUCUCUCUCUCUAUCUAUUACGUUCUCUUCCUUAUCCAAAUAUUAUAAUUUUGUUCACAUCUAUCUAUCUAUCUAUCUAUCUAUCUAUCUAUCUAUCUAUCUAUCUAUCUAUCUCAGCCUACUUAUUUUAUUUUCUUACAAAUAAACAGAAUCAUUAUUUUCUUACGUGUUUUCCCUUGAAACGCUUCGAGUCAUCCCGUGACCUCUUUGAUUGUAAACGAAAAUUCGAUUGUUUCAUUCUACAAAAUACAAUGCGUUUUGCUAUCAUCAUGAUCGUCUUUACCAGAAUUGUGGCUUCCUCCUUCCUUCUUUGCAAUUACGUCCGAAAUAUUCGUUUUCUUUUCAAUGAUUUCAAAAUAUGCGUAAAAGACUUCCUCAAUCACGGGUUAUCAAAACGUCAGCCAUUAUGGGCAGUGACAAAAUUGAAUUUGGAUUUUAAUUAA